Phaeodactylum tricornutum CCAP 1055/1 is the source of this 1885-nucleotide messenger RNA. RefSeq lists its product with no specific name. The transcript has a single exon. Lineage: Eukaryota; Bacillariophyta; Bacillariophyceae; Surirellales; Neidiaceae. Gene Ontology annotation, biological process: endoplasmic reticulum to cytosol auxin transport. The record is from RefSeq and is a predicted model, not a curated record. Gene Ontology annotation, cellular component: membrane. The coding region runs from base 137 to 1885 and encodes 582 amino acids.
UGGAAUUGUACGAAAAUUCUCACUACGGUUUUCUUCUUGCGUCCUCCUCCCGUCGACUUUUGUGGCCCAACUUGCAGCUGUUCUGCUCUUAGAGAACCCCGAUCAUCCCAUAAUCGACAACAAGCCAAGCUCCAGCAUGAAUCCGGCCGCGGAAAAUGUGUACAAUACCUUUAUGGCAUCGCUUCGCUCGGUCGGCACCGCUGUAACGUUGGCCUCCGUGGGGGUGUACUUGCAUCGCCGCGGCUUUGUCGUCGGCGACGGCAAACGUGUCCUAGCGGUCAUUUCGCAGCAAGUCACCUUUCCUUUGUUCCUCUUUACCAAAAUCAUUUACUGCAAUCAGGAUUGGAGCGACGAUCCCUGUCCGGACGUGGCAAAGACCCUCCACGAAGUAUGGAUGCUUCUACUCUGGCCCGCCUACGUGGUGGGAAUAGGGCUCCUAGUGGGAGCGCUCAUGGCACGAAUGGCCGGGACUCCGCCCGCACACGUACGCUCUGUCCUGGCAGCCUGCGCCUUUGGUAACUCAACCGGCUUGGCCAUUACGCUCCUGACGGUGGUUCAUUCUAAUUUUCCCGAAACGUCCGAUCUCGGACGUAUUGAUCCGACUCUAUUUCUAUCGGUGUACCUGUUGCUGUACCCCAUACUCCAGUGGGGGCUUGGGGGAUGGCUCCUCGCACCUCCACCCGAGUGCGAAGUGCGGAAUUUUUUGACGGAAACGGCAGGAGAGGAAGGAGACACCUCAACCGAAACAAGUAGCGGAGCCGCGAUGCCACUCAACGAUAUUGACGGCGCCAGUGACGGGGACGGGGCACGCCCAGUCUUUCGUAGGAGCUUGUCAAGCAACGUGCGCGUCAACGUGCUAAAUCUCAAAGAGGUUAAAGAUCGAUUAGGUCUGACCUCCAUGGACGAAGGAUUGUACAUAUCGGAACACGACUUGUCGGGAUUCAAUUUUCCAGAUACCGAAGGCGAGCACGCUUCUGAAAAUGCUCCACUAUUACCGAAUGAUAGUGCGGCAGGCUCUUAUACGCACAGUAAUAAUGCCAACGCAUCCCGCAUGGUUGUCCCUGUGGGGAACACGGCGUCCACAGCUUUGAACGAUAUUUUGCUUGCCUCUCAACAGAACAGCUCUCAGGAAAAUACCCUAGAAUGUUACGGAGCUGCGGAGUUUGACAGAUUUUCUACCGAUGAUUCUAUAGACGAACGGGUCCAGCGUAUGACCAACUCUUUCCCAACAACCUCUCCGGCGUCGGACCCUACAACAACAGCAAAUCGCGUCAAGACUCUGUCCAACUCCAAAGGCGAAACUGUGUGGUCGACGGUUAAAAAUAUUCUGUCCCGCUGUUUUCAACCCCCCGUCAUUGGAGCGGUUGCCGGAAUCAUCUGUGCCGUAACACCUUUGCGAGGUAUUUUUGUAGAUUUGGUCGAUCGGAGCGCCGACGCUCCAAUGGAAUGGCUUUUUGACGGUCUGCACAAUGUCGGCAUGGCAGCCGUCCCCAUCAAUAUGAUGAUUUUGGGCUGCAAUCUCAGUGCAUCGCAAAUGAAAGAUCACACCCUCAAACACGAUCCUAACAUGUUAUCCAUGCGCACCAUGAUUUGGAUUGUCAUUGGCAAGAUGAUUAUAAUGCCAAUCAUAGGAAUUUUGUCGGCCAUCAUUCUCAAACUGUAUGUUUGGGAUAUACCCAAGGAAAUUCACGGCUCCUUUUAUUUGGUCUUGAUGAUUGUGUUUUUAACACCCACCUCCAACAAUGUUAUGGUAAUGGUUGAACUCAGCCGCAGUGAUACAAAGGAAGGAAUUGCUUCCGUCAUUGCCCUUCAAUACGCCGUUGCGCCGCUUAUUCUUAGCCUCACCAUGACUAUUGCGAUUGGUAUUGCCAGUGAUUGGUCCUAG